AUGGCAGAGGACAAGAAGAAGAAGAUAAACGAAGAAGAGGAGGCAAUGUUAAUGCCAAACAAGAACCUCCCUGAGGACCUCAUAGCAGACAUACUUUCAAGGCUUCCGGUCAAGUCACUUCUAAGAUUCAGAUGUGUAUCCAAACCCUGGUGUGCUCUUAUUACCGAUCCUGCUUUCGUCAAAAUGCACCUCAACCGAUCCCUUGCAACCAAUAGCAACCUCAACCUCAUUCUCAUAAAUUCCUCCUUCAAUCUCUACUCUGUUGACUUAGAUGCUUGGGAACAACAGGCAGCGGUAAAACUCCAUCUUCCGCUUAAGUCUCCAAACUACAAAGCCAAAAUAGUGGGUUCAUGCAACGGUUUACUCUGUAUAUCCUACUCUGACGAUGACAUAUUCCUCUGGAAUCCUUCUACCAGAAGGCAUCAGAAGCUGCCCAUUACACCUAUAGAGUUUCCCUUUGACAAUCGCCUUCGUUAUAUUGUUUACGGAUUCGGUUACGACUCCACCUCCGAUGAUUAUAAGCUGGUAAGGGUUGUGCGGUUCUUUGGUGAUCAUCACUACCCUGGUCUGACUAGCCAUUCGGAGGUGAAGAUCUACUCACUUAGAACCAAUUCAUGGAGAAGGAUUGGGGACUUGCCAAUCCAUCUCAGAUACAUUUACAAUGCUGGGAAUUUUGCAAAUUCUGCUCUUCACUGGGUUGGCAUCAAUUCCAAGUUUAUUGUUUCCUUUGACCUUAAAGAUGAGGAGUUUCGAGAGGUGCCACUGCCUGAUUCUGCGGAAAAUGAGUUUCCUUGGGAUGUUGAGUUUCUUAAAGGACAACUCUGCUUGCUGCAUACCUUCAGAUUCCAACGUGUUGAGUUUUGGAUGAUGAAGGAUUCUUGGGUGAAGGUGUUCUCCAUCGAACAUCCAUGGCUGAUAUGGGGUUCUGGGAAACUCUUACCUAUAUGUUAUUUAAAGAAUGGUGAAUUUUUACUCUCGAAGAAUACAAAAGGACCGCUGAUCUUGUAUGAUCCCCGCAGAGGAAGGGUUAGGUAUCUUCAGAUUCAUGGUGUUCCAGAUACAGCAGGUAGGACUUUCAUAAAGACCUGCUUUGGGAGUCUUGUUCCACUCAAUGCCAAAGAUGGAAUUGAAGAACCAAAAACAAAGAAAAGCCGCAAAUUGAUCUUGGAUGUGAAUAUCUUUUGCACCCAUUGCUUAGUAGAGAUCUUUAGAGUAUUGGUACGUUUGAGUUACCAUCAGAGCUAUUAUGAGGAUGAGGAAGAUGGACAAGAAAAAUAUAAAAGUGUGGUCUUGAAGACAAAGAAGUGCUUCCUGGAAGCAGCUGUUGUGUUUAUACUCUCUAUUGUUUAUGUGAUUGGUUGUAUACUUCAAGUUUAA
Messenger RNA from Telopea speciosissima, 1377 nucleotides. RefSeq names its product F-box protein CPR1-like. The record is from RefSeq and is a predicted model, not a curated record. Gene Ontology annotation, molecular function: protein binding. NCBI's taxonomy places the organism in Eukaryota, Viridiplantae, Streptophyta, Magnoliopsida, Proteales, Proteaceae. Bases 1 to 1377 code for a protein of 458 amino acids. The transcript has 3 exons.